GCUAUCAACGUCUCGCGGAAAAUCGUCCGUUGCAAAAAGCUAAAUCAAUUUUACCAUGAAGUUGUGUGUAUUUAUUUAAAACAAACCAUUUUAUUGCAUAAUUCAACUGACUGCCUCCAGCGCCAUUGAGAUCGUAGAAAAUAAUGUCAUCCGGUUUCAGUUCCAUAUUCAAAAUCGAUGGUGUACCGAUUCUUCCACCACUGAUGACAGCAGAAGUGCGAGCGGAAGCCGCUCGGUACCGCGAAAUGGCAAUGGAAAUCGAACGGAAGCUUAAAAAAACCCAACAUGAAUCGGUUUGUCAGUUGGACCUACAACAAGAAGAAGAAGAGCAAACGCCUAAUUUGGAAGCAGCUUUACUCACUCGAAGGGAGUCCUUCACCUUGGAUGCUCCAAGCCCGGGACUUAUCAAUCUACCGCACUCCACUGCACCGCUGGAAGAGAAACGAGCAGAUUUGUCCAAAAAGCCUACCGUGGCGGAUUCCGAGGAUGAAACCCCCAGACCCAGAUUGAUCCGAUCCAACUCGUACACUUUGGAGAGCCCAAGUCCGUUGCUGAUGAAACACAUGCACAACCAAAGUUUGAACAUUAAAAACUCAAUUUCGAUGGGAGAGAUUGAAAUCGCUGCAACGAAGACUCACGUUAAGAGGCUGGAUUUCGGGGGUGGUGACCGAACGCCGAUGAGGAAAACUGCCAAGUCCGGUUCCAAAACGAAGUGGGUGUCCACCAAGAAGGUUUCCCCUAAACCAAUCACACCAGUUAAGAAACACAAAAGUCCCUACGUAUCGGCAGUCAGUAGUAAAAAGAAACCCAAAGCAGCGAAGCAGCAAGUUAAAUUGGUCGUACGGAGAAGUUCCUUGGACAAUCAACAGCAGAAUACCCCAGUGAGCGAAUGUCAGCAACGAAUUAAGAACAUGCAAACCGAGCACGAACGACGCGUGAAGGAACUUCUCAAGCGACAGGAAGAAGAACAGCUACAGUUGCAGGAAAGCUUCCGCCGUCAACAGGAGGAACUCGUAAAAAUGCUUCCUGUUCCGUUGCUAGAUCAGAUACACACUUCCACACCGUUGUUGGUGAGUCCCAACGAAUCAACCGUUGAGGAGGAAGACCCUGGUAAGCCAUCGUUUAGAACACUGAACAUCAGCUCGAAGGAAUUCGUCAAUAACAACGAGUCCCAGUCCAGCAUCGGGCAUUUGUCCUCCAGCCAAACGUUGUUCGUUUCCUCCAGCACCAGCGGAACUAGCUUAGAUUUUGAAAACUCCGAUGAGCUGUAUCGAACCUGCGAGAACAAUGCCCUCAGCAAUCGAGCAUCGUCGGGUGAUGCCAAUGGAAAUUUCCAGUUCCACAGCAUGCGAAACUAUCUGGAAGCCAUCGGGCAAUCCCUUCAGGAUAACGAACUGAAACAGUUGACCCAGGUGGAAACGGCCUUUGAGAAGCCAUCGAACGAACGGGAUCGUCUUCGGUACCACGCUGCAAGCCUGAUCAAUGCCCAUGUUCGUGGUUACCUCACACGACGGCUCUUCCAAACCGACCAUGUCCAGAAGAUGAUCCAGGUGAUUCGGGACACGUUGCUCUUCAUCCUGGACCUUCAUCACGAAAAAACGGUGGCACGGCAGCAGAUCCGAAGUCCCGCGGAUGUUCAGCUCAAGCGAACCCUUCUCCAGCAGCUGACGUCCGCUUGCUAUCAGUUGCAUGAGGUGUUCUUCGAAAUCAGCAUCCCGCAGCGAAUGGAAAUCAUACGACGCGAUCGGGAAACGCUGCGGCGUCGGCUGGAAAAUCGACCCCGAACGGCAAGUUCGGCUGGGUCGACCAAAUCGUCGACCAGCGCCAGAAGACAGCUAAGCCUGCGGAAGCUGCAAAUGUGUUCUUUAUAUUCAGUAAAUAUUGAAGGUGAACCCGUCGCUGACGGAAACGCAGACGAUCAAAAUGUCAACGCCAGUGAGUCUCCGAUCAACGCUGAUCACAUCCCAAAACCAAAGCCCCCUGCUACUGCUGCUGCCAGCGCUCCACCCAGUAGAAGCUCUCUAAGAUCGACAUCAUCCCGCACAUCCUCACCGAGCCUUUCGGCCACGGUGGUCUCCCGGCUGGUGCAUCAGGUGAAGAAAGCCGUCGUCUCGCCCAACCGAAUACACUGCCAACAACAACAGACCAAGGCGAUGGAUCUCCGCCCCAAGACUUCGGAUGCUGCCUUGGUCGGUGCUCCAUAUCGCCGAACUUCAUGGGAACAAAAAUACUUAUAAGAAGCCUUUUCUAGAUUAGUGUAAAAAUGAUAGUUUAUU
Molecule: messenger RNA, 2276 nt
Organism: Ochlerotatus camptorhynchus
Lineage: Eukaryota; Metazoa; Arthropoda; Insecta; Diptera; Culicidae
Gene: Cp110
Product: Centriolar coiled coil protein 110kDa
Exons: 3
Coding region: 144-2237 (697 amino acids)
Biological process (GO): centriole replication; ciliary basal body organization; regulation of cytokinesis
Cellular component (GO): centriole
Molecular function (GO): protein binding
Source: RefSeq, a predicted model, not a curated record